This is a messenger RNA of Patiria miniata (bat star), 4717 nucleotides long. Its product is annotated as peroxisome proliferator-activated receptor delta-like. Gene Ontology annotation, biological process: negative regulation of transcription by RNA polymerase II; cell differentiation; hormone-mediated signaling pathway. Gene Ontology annotation, molecular function: nuclear receptor activity; RNA polymerase II cis-regulatory region sequence-specific DNA binding; zinc ion binding. Lineage: Eukaryota; Metazoa; Echinodermata; Asteroidea; Valvatida; Asterinidae. Bases 264 to 1460 code for a protein of 398 amino acids. The transcript has 7 exons. The record is from RefSeq and is a predicted model, not a curated record.
AUUCAGACGUGUGCAUUUUAAGAUAAUAGUGUGUGCGCGAUCGAUGCAUGUCGCUCGCCCAGCUGACAUCCGUGUGUAUGUUGCGAAGGACCACUCAUCUUAUUUUCAGCGCAACACGACCGACAAAAUAGAAAUAACAUACAUUUCUUGCACGACGGACGUGAUUUCUAUACGCUUCGUACUACCUGUACUGUGGAAAUUCUCGGCUGGUCUUUGUUGAAUGUAACAGCCCGUGGGACCUUCCUAGGCCUUCUGGUUUUGAGAUGAGCGCCAUGGAAAGUAACUUUUCACACUCCUACAGAAAUGCCUCGUCCAGUACAAAUGGUCAUGAGCCAGGCAAGCAUUAUUCACUGGACAACAUGGACCUGCCGUUGAAGUGUCGGAUCUGCGGUGACAAGGCCUCGGGCUUUCAUUAUGGUGUCCACUCCUGCGAAGGUUGCAAGGGUUUCUUCCGUCGGACCCACCGCAUGAAGCUUCAGUACAAGCCGUGCCCGUACUCCAAGACCAAGCCAUGCAAAAUCAGCUUGUCUACAAGGAACAAGUGCCAGUAUUGUCGCUUCCAAAAGUGCAUUGCAGUCGGCAUGUCACAUGAUGCCUCGAGGUUUGGCCGGAUGCCUCGCGAGGAGCGCCUGCGCCUCAUGGAGGAGCUGACCCACGAGGAGCACGAGGCCAGCGAGGAGGACAAGAGACGGGCCGAGCUGCGAGAGCUGACAGAGCGGAUCCACCAGGCCUACAAGGACAUCUGGGCCAUGAGCUUCCACCCGACGCUGGAGGCAAGGACCAACAAGCUCAAGGAAGAGAGACUCGGUGUUAUCGAGGAAGUAAAUAUUGACAUCGACACACGGCCCAUGCGGGAGCUGACAGACAUUGACGACAUCGCGGCCUUCCUGCGCAACGCCCUGCAGACGGCCAUCGAGAGCCUGGCCCAGUUCGCCAAGAAGCUGCCGGAGUUCCGCUCGCUGGAUAUCAAUGACCAGGUCUCGCUGCUCAAGCACGCGGGCUUCGAGAUCGCCAUGAUCGCCACGGCCUCCCGCUACAUGGCCGACGGGCUUUGGUUCCCCUCGGGCGGCGUCUACUUCAAGAAGAGGCUGCUGGAAGACCUGGACACCAUAUUCUUCGAGGACAAGUUCAAGUUCUUUGAGAAGAUGAAGAAGUUGAACCUGACGGAGAAGGAGCUUGCGCUGUUUUGCGUGCUGGCCCUGGCAGCUCCUGAUCGGGACGACCUGACCCAGCGGGAGGAAGUGGAGAAGUUCCAGGAGGUGAUCCUGGAGGCGUUGGAGUGGGAGGUGCAGCAGAAUCACCACGGCAACCCGCUGGUCCUGCCCCGCCUCCUGUCCCGUCUGGUAGACCUGCGGCAACUCAAGCUGGAGCACGUCCAGCAGAUCCAGCAGCUGAUGCUGCUGGACGACCCCCGCUACAACGGGCCCACCCCGCUCAUGAUGGAAGUCUAUGGAUUAUGAUCCAUAACUACUUUUUAUUGUUGCCUCUUACUCAUGAAUAUGUAUGAGGUAUUGUAAUACUGGCUACAGCUUAAAAAGGAAGUGUUUUAGGUAUCGUUUUGAGGAUUGCGCAGUCACCAAUGAAGUGUGUUAAACCAAAGAUUAUUAUGCUAAGCAUUUUGGCUAAGCAACUUUUCACAAUUGCCAGUCUUUUUUGGUAUAAAUAUAUAUAUAUAUAUUAAUACUUUUUAAAAACUUUUUUAGACAUUGUUACAUAAAGGCUUUACAUUUCUCAGGAGAUAAGACGUGGUGUUAUAUCUUGUGCUUGGGUACUGUAAUUUCAUUGGUCUAGAACGGUCACGUGUCCAGCUUGUAAAAAUAAACUUUUACUUCAUAUACACUGCGUUCCAUAUAACCUCAUAUACACUGCGCUGCAUAUAAAUUGCGCACUUUGCGCGUGCGUGUAGGGCCUGCCCACGCGCUCACAACUGGACAAAGAACUUCAACCGCUCAGUCUCGUGUCCGGUAGGAAAGCCUGCAGUUAUCAAAGGUUACACCGCACUGAUGCAAUUUAUUUCUUGCUUAGUUUUGAAGUUACAACUAUUUAUCUUUUUUGACUUAAUGGCAUGAUAUAACAGAACAAUUGUUGACUGGUGUGAUGUGCAAUAUGUCGUUUUUAACCCCUUUGGGUGUUAAAACGGCAUAUCCCACAUCACAGCUAUCAACAGUUGUUAAUUACUUUUCAAUUUGCAGACUCACAUUCACUUUUUUUUCAGGAAAUGAAUUUCUUUUGAGGAAAUGUUUGCUCUUUAUGGCAGGGUUUUAUUUAUUUUUCUUUGCAGGUGUGUGGUAAGUUCGUAUUUUUUUUGUCCGCAAGUGUCACAUAUUUAGAAGACUGAUGUGAGCAUGUACGAUGAACUAAUUUUUUAACCAGUUGGUUGAAAAGUUUUAGAUCUUACAAUGACAAAUUGCUCUGUGCAAUAUGUACAGGGAAAGAAUGGAGAGGGAAAGAUUACAGCGUGUCACAGUGUACAUGUGGUAAUAAGCCUAUGUACUGAUGACGUCACACCCUGUCCAUAGUCACACUGGCUCCAUAGGAAAGUGCACAUGUAAACAAAGUGUGACGUCAUCAGUACAGAGGCUUAUUGCAUUUGCAAGUAUGCCAACAUGUUAAAAAAAAAGAAUAAAAAAUUACAUUUAUAUGCAACGACGCACAUUUUUCUUUACAUUGCAGUGAGGGGAUACACUGUGUACUUUCCUAUGGGAGAAAGGUUUUAUCCCCAUUCUCGAGUGGAGACUAUUAUUCAUGUUGUUCACGUAGGCCUAAUGAAAUUUCAGACUUUACCUCCUUUAACCCUAACAGAACUCAACCCAUCAAACCCCAACAGCAUGUUUUGUUGGAAUCUGUCAGGAUGGGUACAGUGCCCCUAAACUGACAGUCUUUUACAUUGGGUUGGCACACCUCCAGAAACAAAGUCAGAAAUAUGUGCAUGCAGUUUCCCAUAUGGUGUUGGAAUUUGCCAGGAUGGGUAUGGUUCCUAAUAAAUCAUGCUAGGGAGUUAGGGUUAAAAAAACAAUCCUCCGAAGCCAUGAUUCAGAAAAGAAAGAGGAAUUUCCCACGAUAAAAUUAGGAUCCCACUUAAAUGUUAUAUGGGGAAAAAAUUGAAAACUGUUGGGAAAAAAAGGAGAAAGUGAAAUCCUAGACGGGAAUCGAUGCAGCAACAUUGAUACUAUGAGCUGUGCUUUUCCACUGCGCCAUCGGGUUGCUCGGCCUGGAUCAGCAAAUUUUUGUAUUGUACAUGUAUACCCCGAGCGUUUGUACAAGUAUGUACGUAUGUGAAUAAAAGGAUUGUAGAGUGCAAUCUCUACCUUUAUUCAAGUCGCAUAAAAAUUGAUUACCCCGUCGCCGGGACCUGUUUUUCCAAAGAUCGAUUCAGAAUUUGAAACCAAAGCGUACAUUUUGGAAUGAUUUUUUUAUUUUUCCAAUUUUUAAUACAAAACAUAAUUUUUCUAAUCACAGUGUGUAUUUACAGCAUUAAAUGUAUAUAUAUCAUUUAUUUUUGUAGAUAUAACAAAAGUUGUACAAAAAGAAGUAUUUUUCUAUUAAUUUUAGCCUCUUUCAGUGUAAGCCUUUAAUCACAUUUAGUAAUGACAUUUAUUAUUUUUGUGUUAUGCUGAAGAAAGAAUAAGAUGAUUUAGUGAUAUGUUAGAUUGUUACAAGAUAAUACUGAGUUACAUGUACACAUUUUUCUUGAGAAAACAAUUCAUGACAUUUCAUUUUAUACAACAUUUGAAUAAAACCCCGUCAUCUGAUUGGUUAGUUGUUGAUAACGUGUCAUUGAAAGAUUCAUCAAAACACAUGGCACGGCCGCAUUGCAAAAAUAGAAGUUCCAUUCAACAGUAAAUAUAACUUCCAUUGCACGGUCACACAAUUGGUGGUUCUGACCAAUCAGAUGACGAGGAUUUAUUCAGGUGGUGUAUAAAAUAAAAAUCAAUGUUUUACAUUUUUUGCAAUGGAAAGAAUAAUUUCAUUCAGUGACAGAUGGAAUGUUUCAUUACACUCGGUUUCACCUCGUGAAAUGAAACGCUCCAUCUGACACGUCAUAAAAUUAUUCUUACCAUUGCACUCAUAAACAUGUAUUAUUUGUAUAACAUACAAAGGCAUAUUGUUUAAAUAUAACAAAGACAUAGCCUGCUCAGAAACAGUUUGCAUCAUUAUCGUCUCUUUUUACUUUCUAAUAAACAAUAUCAGUUAUGGCUUAGUUUUAUGGACGUGAUGCUGCAACUCAAGAGUCAAACCUUUCUGGUUAACAUCAAUGGUCCAAGCUUUAUAAUUGAAAACAGUUAUAAACAACUUGUCAUUUGAAAAACAAAAGAAACUUUUCCUUCUGCUGUUAACUACAUGUGGGUCUGCAUUACAGCUGUACAUAAAAAAAGUAAAAAUAGAGGAUUGUUUAUCUUUGAAGGUUCGGCAAAUUUUGCAAUGUAUCGUGGUGCUUCUUUUUAACAUGACAACUUUGUACAGACUUCGCAUGGGUAAUGCUUUCCAAAUUUUCCAGUAUAUAUAUAUAUGUACAGUAGUCUUUCUAGAAGUUAUUUCCUUAUAUGUCAUUAAACUAUGCAUUCUAGUUUUUAGCAAUGUUCAAAACUACAGCAAAGAUCCAAAGACAGAGGUGGUAAACUGAUUUCAUAACGGUGGAAUGUAAAUGUUAUAUUGUUGCUGUUCACGAAAUUAUACACAAAUGUUUUAUAUAUUGGCAAUAAAUUUACAGAAAAAA